This is a messenger RNA of Eucalyptus grandis, 1861 nucleotides long. RefSeq names its product disease resistance protein RPV1. The record is from RefSeq and is a predicted model, not a curated record. Bases 104 to 1297 code for a protein of 397 amino acids. The transcript has 3 exons. Lineage: Eukaryota; Viridiplantae; Streptophyta; Magnoliopsida; Myrtales; Myrtaceae.
GCUAUCUCGAAUUGGGACAUUCAUUCGUCGACUAGAGAACUUGAGUUCCUUAAAUUUGAGAAAUUGCUGGCGAGUCAAGAAGUUGCCCCCAGAACUGGCCCAGAUGAAAUCUUUGAAGGAACUUCUGAUUGAUGGAACUGGCAUCGACAUAAUUUAUAUCCAGAAAGGUUCUUUGCAGUGUCUUAAAAAACUUAGUGCUUGUGGCUGUGAAGAGUUGAAAGAUAUAUCCACAAUCAGCUGCCUAGACAGUCUCACAAGUCUUGCUCUGGAUGGUGCUAAAGAGGUGCGUGUUCCAAAAACUUUUGAAUUUCCUCAGAAACUUCAGAGACUUUCUCUAAGGGAAUGUCGUAGGUUCAAUAAACUUCCCCCUUCGAUCGAGAAGCUGGGGCUGCUCGAGGUAAUGGACCUCUCAUUCACUGGAAUCAGUGAACUACCAGAGUCAGUCAAGGGAUUGAGAAAUUUGAAGACGCUGAAGAUGGAACACACACACCUACAAAAAUUUCCUGAAUAUAUUGUGGAGUUAGGGAAACUGGAAGAGAUAGAUUUCUCUGGCUGCAUAAGUUUGGGGGGCCAAGUUUGUUGUGAUAUUUCAGUAUUAUCCUGUUUGAGAAUUUUGAGAUUGAAGUCAUCCAAUGUGGCUGAGCUGCCUCGGGGCAUUUGCGAUCACUCUCGCCUCCAAAUCCUUGACAUCCUUAAAUGCAACCAACUUAAAGAACUACCAGCGUUGCCCCCCAGUUUACUCAGUCUCCGCUGGGGAUCCAGAGACAUGGCAGUCCCGGACUUGUCAUAUCUGACAAAUCUGAAAGAGCUACGCUUGAAAUCGGGGUCAUCGAGUCAGACCCCAAACGUUGAGUGGAUCGCGAGAUUACCAAGUCUAGAGACCUUGCAAUUGUCCGUUUCAAAGGUCACCAAUCUCCCUGGGAAUUUUAGUACCCUUACUCAGCUCCGGGAACUCUCUUUAUCCUACAUGAAGGAGCUAGACCUCACACAACUUCCCUCCUCAAGCUUAUUGACUUUGCGGCUCAAAUACUGCAAGAUUCCGGAGCCAACAUUUUCUAGUCUGCAACAUCAUCUGUCAGAACUAGAACUAAAAUACUGCGAAUUAGCAGAGAUUGAUGGUCUUAAAAAUUUUAAAAGUUUGGUAGUCCUCAAAAUUUCUUAUUGCGGAGGUGUGACAAACCUUAACGGGCUCGAGGAGUUACCACGUCUCAGGAAGGUGAAAGGUAUCUUUGAAGAUGGACCCAGACUACCAAAAUUAUCCGAGCGUGUUGAACUGGACAUAUGCCCAGCUACUUAAUAGUCUCUGCCCUGUACGAACUGCUGUUGUACUUUCGAGUCUUCGACAGGACAUCUCCUUUUAGUCUAAGAAGCUGGAGAGCGACCUAAGGGUCACAAGAUACCCCGGGCAAAUUCUUGGCACCGGGCGAUUGGUAGCGGCAUCAACAAUCUUGCAUCAAAACCAUUGCUGAAGCCUCUAGGAUGCAUCCUCCAAAAGCCAUCCACUGCCGCUCACCUCUUCGAUCGCAAUAAGAUCCACCAUAUUUGGGCGACGUUGCCAGGACUCCGUAAUCGUGAGCCAUCACGGGCCUGUGCUUUCGUCAGCUCUGCUGGUGAAAUUCAUCCUGAACACCGCCUCCAGUGUUGCCAUUCUUCAUUCGAGUUAAUCAAGUCGUUGGGUUCCCGAAUCUCCCGGAGUUGAUUAUAGUAUGGUGAUGACGAAAGCUUCACCAAGACGGUGGUUUUUGUUUUCUUUUCUCAAAUUAUUGCACAUGAAUUUUUAACUUCUGCAAUAGACAUAACGUUCGAUCUAACAAGCUAAAAGACGUCCAGUCUGUUCUUUAUUCAUUCUCUGCAUUUGCUA